Molecule: messenger RNA, 576 nt
Organism: Symbiodinium sp. CCMP2456
Lineage: Eukaryota; Dinophyceae; Suessiales; Symbiodiniaceae
Source: the annotation of a GenBank genome assembly
AUGAGGAAUGUGAACAGCGAGCUCAUCACUCUCCAUAACACUCGCCGUGGCCUAACAUCGGACGAACACCGCAGCAACAUCACCACCGUCCAGCGAAGUUUGGGCCUGCCCGUGGGUGUUCUCAAGGGAGGCUGGACCAAAGAAGCGGAGCAUCGCUUGCUCGAGCUCUUGAGAAAAGCCAAGCGCGUUCGGAACAAAGUCCCGGCCCUCAUGGACGCAGCGCAGGUCGAAGUCGCUCCAGAAGCAGCACAUCAGGCCUUGGAGGACGACCCCAUCGAGGACUGCAAUGCCCCCGAGGAGGACAAGAGCGAGCAGCAGAUGAAAGUGGACAAGCAGAACGUGCCUGAGUCAUCCUCAUACUCAUCCUCGGACUCAGAGAGCUCGUCGGAAAAGGUUUCUCUGUCGGACUACGAGCGUGUCCAGGAGGCUCUGGAUGAAGCGGUGGCUGAGAACAAUUCGUACCGGGAGGACAUCUACUACAAGGACAUCAUCAUCAAUGAUUUGGAAGAAGAGCUGCGGGUGACCAAGCGCAAACUCGCAGAGUACGCGUCGUCGUCGGAGGAGGACACCGACUAG